GGAGGACCUUCAUCAGAACAGGGUCAUUUUGGACCAUGGCAAACAUGCAAGUACCUCUUGUACGACAGGAAGAGAUGCGGCGAUGGGGUCACCCGCUUCAGGCCUGUCGCUGCAGUGUACCUGGCCGGGAUCGUGGGAGCGGUGGGAGUGGCCGCCUUAGGCCUCUUCUCCAUCCUGAGCAUCCUCCAGCUGGCGAUGGUCAUCUCCAAGGAGAAGGUGGUCUUCUCCUUCUCCUUCGUCGUCAUCUCCAAGCUAGCGCUAGCACUUCUUGGCACACUUGUAUCAAUAGCAGCUGCAGGAUUAUUUGCUCUACAGACUGAUGACAGAGAAAAUGAUUUCUUUGUAUCCAGAGGUGAAUCAUUUUACAUGCAGCUUGUCGUAAUAGUACUGACAUUUAUUCUAUUUGUAAUGUCAAUAUAUGAUGUACUAUUCUCAAGACGUAUGGAUGGUGAUCCUACUAUGGCUCAUCGAGACCCUUCUGGAGAAAAUGCUACUACUUAUAACAAUCCUGGUUUCAAGGAAAGGAAGCAAGGGACUGUAUCUAUGACUGAUGCAAGUGGAAAACCAUACGUCCACAAUGGUAGUAUGGCAACACUUUCGACCACAUUAAGUUCAAAUGGAUCCACAGUUGGAUCUAUAACAAGGAGUCCAUUGAGAUCUUCACUCAAAAAGCCACGAACUGGAAAUAAUGGCCUGGGUAUUCAGAAUCCAGGAUUCAGUGGUAGCUCUCCGACUCCAUCCAGAAACGGAAGUGUCAAAAGGGUUCGAAUACAAACUAAUAGUACAGCUGUAUAGCCAGUGUAGGAGUGCCAAAUAUGCAGCACUGUAUCAAAAGUAUUUUGUAUAUACAUAAAUAUCUGUGGUAGUGAAUAUUUCUUUGAACUACUUGGUGCAUGAAACUUCCUUUUUACAUCAUAUUUCUGAUAAUCAUUACUAGUUAUGAUAGGAAAAAACAAAUCCUCAUAAAGCAUAACUAGGUACUUUGUGAACAUUGUUUGAUUCCAAAUAAGAGCAGUUUCAUUUUUUUUCUGCAGUUAUAAUAUCAUAUUUUCUUAUUUCAAUUUAGAAUGGACAACAGUUUUAGAGGCUUGCUAAUUUUGAGCCACUUAAACAAGAUUAAAAAAAAUUCUGAUCAAAAAUGAUUAAAUGCUUCUCUAUAGAAUAUUUUCUAAUAAAAACUGUGUAUUUAUAUUAAAGGGAUCAAUGAACUUUUCUUUUAAAAAGCUAAUAUUUGUAUCCAAGCCUCCAUUAAUUCACAAUCAAAGACUGGCUAUAAUCAUUUAAACAAUUAUUUAUUACUAUUAUAUUUUUCCAAUGACAUGUUUUAAGUAUGAUGGUUAAAAAGGAAAGUUUUUAUGUUGCAAUAUUAAUAAUUUAGUGUAGAAUUUUAAAAAUGCACUUAGUCUUUGUAUUAUAUUCUGUUUAUAAUAAAUUAAUAUCAAAAACUAUAUUUACAACUGUUAGUUUAUCUCAGAUUAUCUGUGAUUAAAUUAAAAAUCGAGUACUGUAGUUUGCUUACUUAAAGUCUGUAUUUGUAAAAUAAAUAAAUGAAGAUGGUAUUUCUUAAAAUGUUUGUUAUUGUAAGAUUUAAUUCUUACAAUGUAUUUAUAAAAUAAAUAAAUGAAGAUGGUAUUUCAAAAAAUGUUUGUUAUUGUAAGAUUUAAUUCUUACAAUGAAGAAAACUAUUUAAAUAAUGCUGCUAAGUAUUUUAAUUAUUUAAAGUUAUACUAAGACAAUUUGAAAUACAAAAAAUUAUGAAAAAAAUAUUCAAAUCUUUCUUCCAAGAUAUUUCUGAAGAUUAUACCCUCAAAGAAUGCUUUUUUAUAAAGGAUUAGAUUCAAUUUAUGUUACAUUGUUAUAAUCUUUGAUUGAUAUGUUUAUUUUUCUUAUUCAAACUGGCUGUUCUAAACAGGUCAAUUUGAUAAUUUAUAUGUUAUUUGUCAAUAAAAUCUAAAAUAAUAAGAUGAACUUUGGUAAAAAUUCCAAUAUCUUAAUGGAAAAUUCUAUUCAUUUACAUUCAAAAAUUCUAUUAAUAUAAUUACACACUAACCAAAUGUCAAUACAACCUAUUUUAGUAUGUUUCAAAAUUUAAUUAUUUAAUAUUCUCUGAGUAUAUUCCAAAUUUAAUAUAAAUUUAUCUGAGACCAAAAAAUGUGCUGAAAAUAUAUCAUAACCAUUUGAGUAAAAGUCACCAAAUCAAAAAUUCACCAAGUUCAUUUCUCCAUUUAGUUAACCAAGCAUUAUUUUCACCUAGCUAACAUCACUAAGUCAUUUAAUACCUUAUUUGGAAGAACUUUGAUAAAAUCAAGAAAGCUACAUACAUCUUUUGUAUUUGAAUCAUUGAACGCUGUGGAAUUUUCGAAAAUUGUUAACAUACUACCAGUUUUUAGUUCCAAAAUAUCUUCCACAAAAAAAUGCUCAAGGACAAUUGAAAACAAAUCUCUGAAAGAAAAAUAAACAAAUCACAAUUGAAUGGAUUUAUUUUUAUUUGUGAUAUAUAUGAAAAUUUUGAAGUUGUUUUGAUUUUAGGAAUAUUUGAACAGGUUGUUAAUUUUUAUUUGUUAUUUAUUUUAAAAUAUUUAAGUUUUUAGUUUAAGAUUUAAUAUUUUGUUAGAUAUAUACAAAUUUUAUGUAUUCCAAACAAUAUUUAUUUUGUGUAUAUACUUUUUGGGGGUACCAAAAUUGUCAUUGACAAAUUAAAUAUUUCUCAUAGGGGCUUUCGAUACAAAUGCAUUAUUAAUGUAAUGUAAAUAAGAAAGGUCUAGUGGUCUAGGUUUUAUGUAUAUUUAUAUUUAGUGUAAACAAAUUAAACUGUGCACAAUUAAUUAUCCUAAUGUAUCAUAUAAAUCUUAAAUAAGCUUUGCUCAUGAAGCAUAUCAAAAUUAAGUUAUGGUAAAGUAUGAAAAAAAAAUGAAUGUAAAAUGAUAGAUUUUUUUACAUUGAGCUAAAUUUUCACUUUCUUUAUGAACGAAUAUAUUUAAUGAAAAUUCUUCCAAAUCUGUAGUUUUUAAGAUUAUUAAUAUUCACAUUUCUUCCAAAUGUAAAACAAAGUAUAUAUUUAUAAAAAAGAUUUUUAAAAUCUUUAAAAUGUUUCUUUUUAUUCUGAUGUAAAAUUAAUAUAUUUAUGUGUAUAGUGAUAUAUAUUUAUAUAUAUAUAUAUGUUGCUGAAUUAGCAUAAUAUAAAUGUAUAAUGGAAUUAGAAUGUAUUAUAGCUGAUGUUUUGUUGAAACAUUAGAUUUAGAUAUUAAUAUCCGUCCAUUUUUUUCUCUUUUUAAAAGAAAUUUAUUAUAUUUAAACCACUGUAAAAUAAAUUAUAAUUUUUUAAAAUUUAUUUCAUUUCAUUAUGUCAUUUACUUCA
Nezara viridula (southern green stink bug) is the source of this 3358-nucleotide messenger RNA. The record is from the annotation of a GenBank genome assembly. NCBI's taxonomy places the organism in Eukaryota, Metazoa, Arthropoda, Insecta, Hemiptera, Pentatomidae.